This is a messenger RNA of Pelagomonas calceolata, 914 nucleotides long. Lineage: Eukaryota; Pelagophyceae; Pelagomonadales; Pelagomonadaceae. The record is from the annotation of a GenBank genome assembly.
CCAGUCCGCGGCCGUCGCGGCCGUACGGAUCAGUAGAAUUGGUCAGAGGCCAUCAAAGAUCACAAAACGCCAAUUGCCAAUCGCUCCGUGGCACCACACAGCGCUAAACAAGCUGUGCAGCACUGCACAUGCUAACCACAUUGAUGCGCCGCACCCACGCAACAAGCCUCCUCACCCUCAUCACGACACAAACCCGCGCCAUGACCACGACCUGCCGCACCGUCGACUGGCGCUGGCUCGAGACGACGCCGUCGACGAUGGACGCCGCGAAAGACCUUUUGAAGGAGCGCGGCGACACCGACGCGCGGCCCCUCGCCGUCGCGACGGCGCAUCAAACGAAAGGAAGAGGGACGAGAGGUAGAAGCUGGACCGACGACGGACGCGGGAACGUCGCGCUGACCGUGGCAUUUCCAUCAGAAAUACCUCUGGCGCCGAUCACGCUACUACCGUUACGCGUGGGCACCGUCGUCAUCGACGCUUUGAAUGACUCACGACUUUCGUUGAAGUGGCCCAACGACGUGUUGUUGGAGGGCGGCAAGGUCGCGGGCAUCUUGGUCGAGUCCGAUGGAAACGCGAUCUACGUCGGCGUGGGGGUCAACGUGGCCUCCGCGCCGGCCGUGCCGUCGGCGGGACCGGAUAGAGGUCGACGGGCCGCGAAAAUUCCUGGAGACGCGUUUGCCAUCGCGCAGAGCAUCGCGGACGGCCUCGGCGCGUGGAGCCAGGACCGGGACGACGCUACGAGCGUGAUAACCGACUGGUCCGCGCGCGUGGACUGGGCGGCCGACCUGGAGCUGCGCGAGACCGGCGAGCUUGUAAAACCGGUGCGGCUGCUGCCGGACGGGCGGCUAAAAGUGAGGGGGGCCGGCGGCGAGCGGGCCCUCGUCGCGGACUACCUCCUCUGAGUAAGUGUGUUU